Girardinichthys multiradiatus is the source of this 3620-nucleotide messenger RNA. It is a transcript of the gene rbm10, whose product is annotated as RNA binding motif protein 10. Lineage: Eukaryota; Metazoa; Chordata; Actinopteri; Cyprinodontiformes; Goodeidae. Gene Ontology annotation, biological process: mRNA splicing, via spliceosome. The coding region runs from base 185 to 2938 and encodes 917 amino acids. The record is from RefSeq and is a predicted model, not a curated record. The transcript is spliced from 23 exons. Gene Ontology annotation, cellular component: nucleus. Gene Ontology annotation, molecular function: RNA binding.
UCCCGCCCUCUCUGACGUAUGUUCCUGUGGCCAUUUUACACUUGGUUAACUAAAAUAAAAACUACAUUAAAAAACGCCUCACUCACCCGCGCUUUACGGGACAUAUCACAAAGGGUCGUUAGCUAUACAGGUCAAAGCUUUAACUGAAAAUAAGGAAGCGCUUUGAGGAAUUUGCAAGGUCGAUAUGGACUAUGAGCGGAGGGGUGGGCGAGGCGAUCGCAUUGGUCGCUAUGGUGGCUCUCACAAGGAUCACAACUUUCGGGACAUGGACUACCGUGGUUAUGGGCAAGAGGAUGAGGAGGCAGUCCAUGAUGUCAGAAUGGAAGAUGAUGGGUUAUACAUGCCAGACGAGGGGUCCCUAGGUGUUCGUGACUUCCCAGCAGGUUUUCAAGGUUCCCAACGUUUUCCCCGCAGAGGGAAUACCAGAGGCGACAUUGGCCUUGAGGGGAAUGGCCCCCUGUGGCCCCCCUUUACUCAGUCUCACCCUGAUUGUGCACAUCUCAUCCUCCAAAGGGAGGAAGAUGGAUUCAGGCAAGACUUUGAGCAGAUACAGACUGGAAUGCUGGGAAGGGGUCGGCAAAGAGGAGGAAGAAGCUUUCCAGAAAACAGGGGUUUAUGCUCUGGAACUAGGGAUGGCAACUGGGCUGCCCGUUCUGAGCAGAUGGAAUUUAGACCAAGAGAAGAGGACAGGUGCGCUCGUGAAGGUGGAAGGAGGAGGACAUUUCCAGCAGAAGCAGCAGAGGAGGGUGGCUGUGAAAACACCGGACAAGACCUCUCUGCAGAGGAACUGGAUCAAAGAGACCAGGACUACCGUGCAGACUUGGACCAGAACCAGAGGCCCAGUAACAUUAUCAUGCUUCGCAUGUUACCACCUAGUGCCACAGCCAAUGAGAUUCGGGCACAACUUCAGGAACAGGGGAUCCAAUCAAGAGAAGUUCGCCUUAUGAGGAAUAAAUCUUCAGGUCAGAGUCGAGGAUUCGCCUUCGUCGAGUUUAAUCUCAUACAGGAGGCCACCCGCUGGAUGGAGACCAACCAGGGAACGCUGUUGAUUCUGGGACAGAGAGUGUCGAUGCACUACAGCGACCCCAAACCGCGAGCCAAUGAGGACUGGCUCUGUAACAAGUGUGGUGUCCAGAACUUCAAAAGGAGAGAGAAGUGCUUCAAAUGCAGCGUGCCAAAAUCAGAGGCUGAGCUAAAGCUACCACAGUUGCCGAAGGAUGUGCCUCUUGGUGUUCAGAAGGAGGGAGCCCCAGGCUUACUGCCUCUGCCGGUAGCCUACCACCCUGCUGGUCCCAGUGUUCCCCCCAGGCCUGCUCCACAACCAGCAGAUGUUGCAAAUGAUACUCUGAUUCUUAGAAACCUUGGUCCUCAUACGACAGUGGAAGCCAUUUUGUCGGCAUUGGCUCCUUUCGCCACCCUCUCCCCUUCCAACGUUCGCCUGAUCAAGGACAAGCACACGCAUCUAAACAGAGGCUUUGCUUUUCUGCAGCUUUCUACAAUAGUGGAGGCCUCACAGCUGCUUCAGAUUCUGCAGGCUCUCCAGCCCCCUCUGUCUAUUGACGGGAAAACUAUCGUAGUGGAGUUCGCCAAAGGUUCUAAACGCGAUGCCUUUGUGACGGAGGGGAGCAGAGUGAGCGCUGCUACAGUGGCUAGCACUGCUAUAGCUGCUGCACAGUGGGCUAUAUCACAGAACACUCCUGGUUCAGGUGAAGAUGCAUUAGUUCACCAGCAAGGAGCAGCAGUAAUUUACAGUCAGGAGGGGCAGAAUUACACUGGGUCAGACGGGACUGCUUCAAGGACCCAAAUGGAUUCCAGGAUUGCAGCCCUGACUGGUGCAGGAGCAGCACUUAAUGGGGCAUAUACAGGUGGAGGGACCCCAGCUGUUAUUUCGUCCGCGGCAGUAAAACCUGGUUCGGCAGCUGGGCAGCAGUCACUCCUCCCAGCAAUCCCCACCCCUGCCACACAGGUUGAGAUUGUAGGAAAACCUCAGGCAGCUGCUCCCAGUCAACCCGCCACCCCCGGCACUGAACACGAGCUCAAACAAUAUCCUGUACCAGACGUCUCCACAUACCAUUAUGAUGAUAGCUCAGGCUUUUAUUAUGACCCAUUCACAGGACUCUAUUAUGACCCGAAUUCCCAGUACUACUACAACGCUAACUCUCAGCAGUACAUGUACUGGGAUGGAGAGAAGCAAACCUACAUUCCUGCUCCCAGCCAAUCAAAUGCUGAAGGUGCUCCAGUGACGGAUGGUGCAGCUUCAUCAGACGCUACUGGAAACAAGGACAAAAAAGACAAACCGAAGAGUAAAACUGCUCAACAGAUUGCCAAAGAUAUGGAACGCUGGGCUAAAAGUCUGAACAGGCAAAAAGAAAACAUGCGUUCUGUGUCUUCGUCCCCUGCUGUCGGCUCGUCCUCUCGAGGGCCUGGUCAUAGUCGCUUGGAUGACUACAGAGAGUCUGCAAGUGCUGAUGCAGGCUAUGCUGUUCUGGAGAAAAAGGGCGCACUGUCUGAAAGGCCUCCGAGUUUUCUGGACCAGAUCCGACAAAGUACAGAACAGCACUCGCCUCCUCUGCAGCCCGGUCUGGUCCCAGCCUACAGUGCAGAAACUGACAGUGAAGAUGAAGGAGCCGAGAAAGACGAGAAGGAAGGAAGACUGACAGACUGGGUGAAACUGGCCUGUCUGCUCUGUAGAAGGCAGUUCCCUAGCAAGGAGGCUCUCAUCAGGCACCAGCAGCUCUCUGAACUCCAUAAGCAAAACUUGGAGCAAAGAAGAGCUCAGCUGGAAGCUGUUGGCAAAGAGAGAUUAGCAGAUGGUGGCGAACCACCAGAAGCUAAGAAGAGGAAGUUUAGUCCAAUGGAUGUAACUAGUCUUGGUGCAAGGAUGCUGCAGGGAGGUGUGAAGAAGGGGCUGCUGAUGCGCAACAUGCAAAUGGAGUGACCACAUGCUAUUUCAAUGUUUCCUGCCCGAGGAGAGGAUGAACUUUUUUAAAUUAGCAUCAUAUAACUAUCUAUAUAAGAACGUCUUGCUUUUAGAUAGAUAUUAUAAUUACCUCAACAAUGGUAAUAGUCUCAUGAACUGAUCCUGUAGCAGUAAAUGUUGGAAUAUUGCACAAAUUGCACCUUUUUUGCUUGCUUCCUAAAUAAUGCAGGUUUCAUUUCUCACUGGCUUUGAGGCUUGUUUGUAAUAACAAAGUUUGUUAGUUUGGAAAAAUAUUUGCUGUUUGGAAAUUCAAGAUUUGUCGCCUACAGAUCUUUCAGCCAGCAAAUGAGAAUUUCAAAUAUCACUGUCUAUGCACCAUAGAUUUUUUUUUUUUUUAAGUUUAAACUGCAUGCCUCGUCAUUCAGUGAAUGACUGAUCUGGGCAUGAACUGUGUAUAUUUUUGAGUGAGCACUUUUGUACACCUGUUCAGCCAGUUGAAGACAUUGUCGCCACCUGAACCCGGAUAAAGUCUCUCACCAUUAGUGUGUAGAUAAAAAGUGUCUCUCUUUUUCUUGUUCAAUUUACAAUCAAAUAAUUGUCUUUAGAAAAAAAUAUUUUUUGUCGAUGCAUUUGUCCAUUAAUGUGACUUUCAUUUAAGCUAAUGUAAAUAAUAAUACAAAUAAAAACACAUUUCCAUCUA